AUGGACUUCGCGUCCCUCAUGAGCAAGGAGCUGUCCAAAGCGAAAGCCACGAGCGACCCCGAUAAAAGUUACCUCAGGCGGUCGGAAGUCGAGGAAAAACGAAAAGCAGCCUACUUGGCGGAACAAAGGGCGCUCGAGGAACAGCGCCAAGCCAAGGCCGCAGCCAAGCGGAAGCGCGAGGACGAAAUCGCCGCCGAGGACGCCGCGCGGGAGGAAAAGCGGCGCGUCCUCGCAGAGGAGUCGCGCAAGCUGAGGCUGCAGGCCGAGAAGGACGAAGAGCGCGAGCGAAGGAAGCGCCUGGGUCUCCCGGAAGCGGUGGAAAGGGACGAUGGGGACGGGGCAGAGGGCCAGAACGGCGCCGACAGAGACGACGUCCCCGAGGAGGAACUGCGAGCCAGGCUCAGAGAGCUGGGGCACCCGGUUUGCCUUUUCGGCGAGUCUCACGCCGCCAGGCUACGGCGGUACAGGAAGUUGACGACGGUGGUGAGCAAAGGCCCCAUACCGACGACGCUGGAGCUCAUCGACGAGAAGGACAUGAGGGUCGACGGUACGAUCCCCCGGGACCAGGAAGGCAAAAAAUGGCUCUUCAGACAGCUGGCGAGCUACUUCACCAUGGUCAUGGCGGCGUAUGAAAAGACCAUGGAGGAGGAGAGGAGCAACACAAACGCCAGCAAGAUGGCGUAUAAUGCCAUGGUGCAGACUCGGGAGAAUAUGAAGCCGCUCUUUCGAAAAUUUGAAUCCGGCGACUUGGAUGACUCGCUCAUCGAACCCAUCGUACAAAUCGUCAAGGCUCUCCAAGAGAGGCGCUACGUCGAUGCCAAUGACGACUACCUCCGCCUCAGCAUCGGCAAAGCCGCAUGGCCCAUUGGCGUAACCAUGGUUGGCAUUCACGAGAGAAGCGCUCGCGAAAAGCUGCAUGGCGGAGCCAAAGGCCACGUCAUGGGCGAUGAGGUCACGCGCAAGUUUUUGCAGAGCAUCAAGCGGUGUCUUACCUUUGCCCAGGUCCGGUGGCCGCCGACAGAUUUUCGACAAUUGAUGGGCUGA
This is a messenger RNA of Ustilaginoidea virens, 1044 nucleotides long. RefSeq lists its product as uncharacterized. The transcript has 2 exons. Gene Ontology annotation, cellular component: U4/U6 x U5 tri-snRNP complex; U5 snRNP; U2-type post-spliceosomal complex. Bases 1 to 1044 code for a protein of 347 amino acids. Gene Ontology annotation, biological process: generation of catalytic spliceosome for second transesterification step; RNA splicing. NCBI's taxonomy places the organism in Eukaryota, Fungi, Ascomycota, Sordariomycetes, Hypocreales, Clavicipitaceae. The record is from RefSeq and is a predicted model, not a curated record.